Messenger RNA from Python bivittatus (Burmese python), 2197 nucleotides. It is a transcript of the gene FGF10, whose product is annotated as fibroblast growth factor 10. The record is from RefSeq and is a predicted model, not a curated record. NCBI's taxonomy places the organism in Eukaryota, Metazoa, Chordata, Lepidosauria, Squamata, Pythonidae. Gene Ontology annotation, molecular function: growth factor activity.
UGCUAUCCAAACGGUUGUCUACGCUUCGCUUCGCCGAGAGGACCGUCAGGCACCCGCGUCGCCUCCCUUUCGCAGCGAGAAGCAGGACCGCAAUUCGGAGGCUGAACGAAUUCGCCGCCCCCCGAGGCGCAGCAGGGCCGAGGCUCCGAAGGGUGGACGUCAGGCGCCCCCGAGGCAAAGGGGAGGGGGAACGCCGCCGUUUUUCGGAGAGCUCGCCCCCUGAGGCAUGGAUGUCGGCGCCCUCCCUUCAGGCCAGAUCAGCGCGCCGGAGGCUCUGAGCGAGAGGGGUCCCCAUCAGCUGUCCGCUCGCCGCGCCCGGGAGCUCACCCUUCCAGUAUGUUUCUUUCCAUGAGGCCUCUCCCAGCGCCCAGAGCUUCAGUACAAUGUGCAGAUGGAGACUGAUACAGGGUGCCUCCGCCUCUGCCCACCUGCCUUCCUCCUCUUCCUCCGCCUCCUCUUCCUCCUCCAGCCGCGGCGGCUGUGGUUUCUUCCUGCUGCUCUUCCUGAUGUCUUCGCUGACCGCCUCCUGCCAUGAGCACGGCCGCGACAUGCUGCUUCUCGAGGCCACCAACGCCUCGUCGACUUCUUCUUCCUCCCCUUCCUCCUCCUCCUCCUCUUCUGCCGCCAGCGCGGGCAGACACGUGCGGAGCUACGAUCACCUCCGGGGAGAUGUGCGCUGGAGGAAACUCUACUGCUACAACAAGUUCUUCCUCCGGAUUGAGAAGAACGGGAACGUAAGCGGCACCAAGAAGGACAAUUGCCCCUACAGCAUAUUGGAAAUAACAUCUGUGGAAAUUGGAGUGGUGGCCGUUAAAUCCAUAAACAGCAAUUAUUACCUUGCCAUGAAUAAGAAUGGAAAAGUCUAUGGAUCUAAAGAGUUUAACAACGAUUGCAAACUAAAGGAGAGAAUAGAAGAAAAUGGAUACAAUACAUAUGCCUCAUUCUUUUGGAAAAAUAAUGGAAAGCAAAUGUUUGUGGCUUUGAAUGGAAAAGGAGGGACAAGGAAAGGACAGAGAACCAGGCGGAAAAACACUACUGCUCAUUUUCUUCCCAUGGUAGUCGACACACAAAUGAAGGACCUCUUCUAUUGAUAGCAGCUGAACCAAAGAUUUUGUCAGGAAUUUGUUGGUACUCUUCUCAAAGAGAAAAGGCAAAAACAGAGCAGGUGUCUGGUUGACUGCAAGGGAAACCUGUGAAGGUUCUGUACAAUCUGUUGAAACAUGAAGUACCUCUAAUUAGUUAUGUGUCAUAUCCUAUAAUCAAGACACAAGCUGGAUCAAAUGGGAUCAGAGCUUUUUCCAGUGCAAACAAAUUAUGAUUAUUAUUUUUUAUCUUGCCGAUAGAACUCAAAGGAUAUGAGACAAUGUAUUGAGUGAUGUUGGGGAAAGUUAUUUAUGGAAUACUAACUCAAAUCAUUAAGAACUUCAUCCAAGCCUAAUGAUCCAAUGAACAGUUAAGCAUUUACUGGAAGCACAUGGGUCAUACGCAGACAGAAGAAAAGAUUCUGGAAUGGUCUCAUAUGGAAGAGAUGAAUAGGAUUAAGAAAUAUAAGCAUAUUAAAGUUGUUUUAACAAAAUAAAUAGUAUGGUUCUCCAUCCCUUUGUAUGCUAAUGCCAUGCCUUUGUAUUUCUCCCUAAGUUAUUUAUUUAAUAGGAUGUUAAAUAUCUUUCUUCUCUUUUUUUUUCUUUUUUUUUUUGGGGGGUUGUUUGAAGGAUUUUCCCAGUUGCUUCCUGUUGCAUAGUGAUUCUUUUCCUGCCUGUCCAUAUUCUUUGCAAGAUUGACAAAGUCAAACCUUGAAAGCUUGCCCAAGUUUCCAAAAAUACAGAAAGGAUAACACAAAAGAAAAAUGUAGGAUUGUAGACUGUGUUUAAUCGUGUUGUCCCUUUUUUUUCUUUUCCUCUUGAAACUUGGCUUUUAAAAUUUGCACUUAAAAUCAAUAGGAUCAGAAACAAAUGGGAAUUGCAACAGGAUCUGUGUGUAUUUUAUCAGCAUCUUUGAUUAUUGCUUCCCUCACGGAUCCAAACUUCCUAUAAUGCAUCAUCUGAAGAGUUUUGCUGCUGUUUUGAAAUGGGCAAAAUUUAAUUGGAUACUCAAAUGUCAUUAAAUGCCUGACCUCAAAGGUAUUGAAAUUGAAUUAUAAUUAUCCUUUUUUUAGAACAAGGCAUAACUAUAUAUAGCCAUAUUUUAUACCAGUGUU